AUGGCGGCGCCGGAAGUGAAAACCGAGACAGGGGCGCGCACGCAGCGCCGCUCUGCCCGCACCAACUCUAUCGAUUUCUCCUUCCCAAAGCUUGGCCAGAUGAAGGAGGCUGCGAGGAAGAGGAAGAUGCCACGGGCCCUCCAAGCAGCUGUGUCCAGUUCUGGACUUUCUUCUUCUUUCCUUCUUGCUUCCUCUCCUUGUUGCUUUUUCUUCUUGUUCUUUCCCUUCUUAUUCCUUCCUGUCCUUUUUCCUUCUCUUCCCUCCUUCCUCUCUGUCUUCCUUCUCCUCCCCUUCCCUCUGGGCCGGAGGCAAAUCCCCUCCCUGUCCUUCCUUCCUGCCCCAGGCCCCGAGCUGAGGACGGAGGGCACGGAGGACAAAUCCCCCCGGCAGACCCUGGUGGGAGAGGCCGUUUUGAAGGGCUCCACAGCGCAGGAAGGCAGUGGGGAGGAAAAGGGCAGGAGAUCCCUCAGGAGGAGGGGCUCCAAAGCCAGCCCAGGGUGCUCUGAGGAGGAAAGACCCAACCUGUGCUGGGAAAGUGGCCGCAGCUUGAGCCACAGCUCUGAGCUGGUGGUCCCUGAGCAGCCUCCCAGCAGGGAGAAGCCCUUCAGGUGCUUGGAAUGUGGGAAGAGCUUCAACAGCAGCUCUAAGCUCCUCGCCCACCAGCGUGUCCACACGGGGGAACGGCCCUAUGAGUGUGAGGAAUGUGGGAAGACCUUCCUCUAUAGCUCCCACCUCCUCACCCACCGCCGGGUGCACACGGGGGAACGGCCCUACAAGUGCUUGGAAUGCGGGAAGGGCUUCAGCGUCAGCUCCCGCCUGAUCUGUCACCAGCAGAUCCACACUGGGGAACGGGGGCCCCGACCCUACAAAUGUGGGGAAUGCAAGAAAAGCUUCACAUACAAUUCUCAACUUGUCACCCACCAGCGCAUUCACACGGAUGAGAGGCCCUUCUGCUGCACUGACUGCGGGAAGGGCUUCAAACACAACUUCACCCUCAUCAUCCACCAGCGCAUCCAUACAGGGGAGAGGCCCCACAAGUGUGGGGAGUGUGGGAAGAGCUUCAGGCAGAGCUCUGCCUUGACCACACACCAACGGACCCACCAGUAAGGGAAGCCCUGUGAGUGCCCCGACUGCGGGAAGAGCUUCAUCUGCUGCUCCAAAUCCAUCACCUAUUGGAGGACACACCUUGGGAACAGGCUUGGUGACCCACAUUCCCAGUGACCCACCUUGGGAACAGGCUUGGUGACCCACAGUCCCAGUGACCCACGUUGGGAAGACCCCUGGCUGGUGGACUGUGGCAGGAUAGUCCCAGCCUGGCCAGACCCAAGGUCCAAUCAAGCUCAUAAUCAAGCUGUCACACAAGAUCAACUGCUGGAGCCAGGCUGUUGUCUCGGUGUUAACUCUGCUCAAACCAUCCUGGUUGGUCCAGCGUUGAACACACACCCUGCUGGUUGAAGUCUGAGUUGACAGAUAAGCUGAGAGCUGGCCUGGAAAGGCGGGCCUGGCACUCAAUCACUUUAUCCUAUAAAAAGUCCAGUCCCCUCUCAUGCAGUCGGGUUCUUUCUGACAAAACCCUCCCUGGGGGGUGUGUGGAGAUUCCUCCCUUGGCUGGGGAUGCCCUCCAAGGUCACUCCUUGAGGCUGAGAGGAAGAUCUCCCCACAGGCAUUGGUCUGGGUGAGUUACAUCAGAUCUCUACUUAAUAAUUAUUUCUGUUUUCCAGCUUUAAUAGAACUGCUUCAAUAAAUGCUUUGUUCCAGUGCCCUGUCCUACUUUAUGCUGUAUUAGACUCUACUAGUAGACUUUUAGUGUUUGUAUUGUUUUAGUGUUUCUGUUGUGCAGUAAAUAGUUCUGAUUAAGGGUUUUUUUCUGAUCAUUUGUAUAAAGUACAUCAUUCAUUUUAUAUAAAUAUUCUUGUUUUGCCAUCAUUAAAACCUGUGGGACAAAGUGGUUUAA
Molecule: messenger RNA, 1954 nt
Organism: Pseudopipra pipra
Lineage: Eukaryota; Metazoa; Chordata; Aves; Passeriformes; Pipridae
Product: zinc finger protein 239-like
Exons: 3
Coding region: 1-1107 (368 amino acids)
Source: RefSeq, a predicted model, not a curated record